Messenger RNA from Panicum virgatum (switchgrass), 890 nucleotides. Its product is annotated as 50S ribosomal protein L12, chloroplastic-like. Bases 6 to 668 code for a protein of 220 amino acids. Gene Ontology annotation, cellular component: ribosome. Lineage: Eukaryota; Viridiplantae; Streptophyta; Magnoliopsida; Poales; Poaceae. The record is from RefSeq and is a predicted model, not a curated record. Gene Ontology annotation, biological process: translation. The transcript has a single exon. Gene Ontology annotation, molecular function: structural constituent of ribosome.
UCAGAAUGAGUCAUCGCUUCUCAUCACCCUCCCCUCGUCGUCUUAUCUUAUCCCCGUGCUCUGCUCCCUUCUGCCAAACCUUAGCAGUGAGCAGGCCAGCAGAGCGCACCCAAAAGAACCCGCGCGCCAUGGCUUCCACCGCCCUCUCCUCCGCCUCCUUCUCCCUACUGACCGUCCCCACCGCCUCCUCCUCGCUCCCCAAUGCCACAGUCACAUUCGCCGCCCGCGGCCGAGGCAGCCGCUUCGCCGUCGCCUGCACGUCGACGGCCUCGCCCAAGGUGCUCGAGCUCGGGGACGCCAUCUCGGGGCUCACCCUCGAGGAGGCGCGGGGCCUCGUGGACCACCUGCAGGAGCGGCUCGGCGUCACCGCCGCCGCGUUCGCCCCCGCGGCCGUGGUCGCGGCGCCCGGCGCCGGCGCGGCGGGCGGCGAGGAGGCCGCGGCGCCCGUGGAGAAGACGGAGUUCGACGUGGUGAUCGAGGAGGUGCCCAGCAGCGCGCGCAUCGCGACCAUCAAGGUGGUGCGCGCGCUGACGGACCUGGCGCUCAAGGAGGCCAAGGACCUCAUCGAGGGCCUGCCCAAGAAGCUCAAGGAGGCCGUGAGCAAAGACGAGGCCGAGGACGCCAAGAAGCAGCUCGAGGAGGUCGGUGCCAAGGUGUCCAUCGCCUGAGCCGAUGCGCCGCAAGCACUAGCUUACACUAGGACUCUUUUUUUUUUCCUUCACAUUUUUUUUGUGCCUCGCCAAUUUCUCACACAGUUUUGUUCCCCUUGUUGCUGUAAGAGUCGCGCUGCCUCUACGGUAUUUCCGUUCUUGAAUGGAAAUGAGGUUUGACCUCGGUUCAAAAAAAAGGAGCUGUAUGGGUGGAUAUUUCACAAUGAGUUUGGCAAGUCA